Fusarium keratoplasticum is the source of this 2037-nucleotide messenger RNA. RefSeq lists its product as uncharacterized. The record is from RefSeq and is a predicted model, not a curated record. NCBI's taxonomy places the organism in Eukaryota, Fungi, Ascomycota, Sordariomycetes, Hypocreales, Nectriaceae. The transcript is spliced from 2 exons. Bases 1 to 2037 code for a protein of 678 amino acids.
AUGAGCCAAGACAACAAUGCCGGCUUUACUGAGGCGGAACUUCGACAGCCUGGUCACUACAACACCCGGCUCAGCGAUACAGACUCAAUGGAUAGUUCCAGCACCGACCUCGGAAAAGGUCAGCUUCAUGCUUUUAAGAAGCAGAAACUGGAUCUCCAAGGCCUGUCUGCUGAUUUCGCCGUGAUUGUGCUGCCGUUUGGUCUUGUUAUUUUCUCUUUUCUCGUCCUGCGCCUCGAUGGGAUUUCCGUCGACAAGGAAAUAUUUGCACAAUGGCAAAAUGCCAUCACUGUUCUUGCCACUCUGUUUCCCAUUCUAUUCGCUGCAAUAUUUGGACGUCUCAUCUACCAGACAGCAAGAUGGAGUCUGGAAAGAGGCACCUCACUGGGCUCCCUGGAGCAGCUAAUGGGCAGUCGAACCGUCGGGGGUGCUCUCCUCACCCAGUUCCAGCUCCGGACCUUGAACCCCCUGGCCGUCUCUCUGAUACUGGUCUGGGCUGUAUCCCCCCUGGGCGCGCAGUCCAUACUGCGGAUGUUCGGCUCCCGACUUGACGAGCGAGGCCACGCUUCGACCGUUGUUUAUUUCGAUACGGAUGCUGAAUCACAGCCCUCGCACAACGACGGAGGACCAUCAGAAUCCCACAUUGAAUUCUUAUCAUUCUUGGGGACCAUGUUUGGCGCUGCCCUCCUUUCGCCCAAGUCAAUCAAGACGGACUCAAUGGACGUUUGGGGCAACGUCAAGAUCCCCUUCCUCAAGUCGCACGACAAUGAUAGCUGGCAGAGUGUCUCGUGGAGUCCCAAGCUCGAGCAUCACUCUGCUCUCGUUGGCGUCCCGGUGGCCAACGUCUCGAUGGGGAACACUACCUUCUCUCUCGAGUCGAGCUACAUUGACCUCAAAUGCUACAACUUGACCGUGAUUGAGACGGAUGACGUUACUCAGUACCGCGACUUUGACUGGCCCGACUGGGACUCGCCAGGGCCUUUCAAGAACGGUACUUGGUACGGCUUCAACAACACGUUCCAGGACGAACAUCGUCGUUCCUGGGCCAUUGCCCUGAACAGGUUUGUCGAUGUGUAUUGGGCCAACAGGACGCUGUUGAUGCAAAGGGCGAGGGCCAUGCGACCCUCCAGCCCAUCAGAGGCGGCCCGGACCCGACCUGCCAUCUUUGCGAACGAGACAGGGAUCGAGGUCAAACCGGCAAAGCUCUACUUCCAGUCCAUUCUCAGCAACGCGCUGAUGUGGGACACACCCGGCCUUACAGCUUACUGUGAUAUCUCACAAAAGUAUGUCGAGUCUCGCGUGACGUGCCGACGGACGAGCUCGACCAGCCAGCAGAACUGCACCGUCACGGCACAGAGGCCUUCGCAAAGACAUCACGCGCCCGAGGCCAUCACCCCCCUCUCGUUCCCUGCCGUGUUUCGGUGGAUAUCUAAAUACAUGCCACUGGCAACGGCAGUACGAAACUCUGGAGUUUGUGACCUCGCUCUGCAGUACAUGGACGAGCCAGCCCUAGAUACAAUGAACAACGACGUAUCUUACUCUCUUAUCAAUAUUGAUGAAGAGAUGCUCAGUCUGCGGCUAAGCCAGGUGCUAAACACGUAUAUACUCCUGGGCCAGAUGUAUCUUCGAGCCGUCGGCAGCACCAAAACUAGCAUAUGGGUCAAGGACAAGUGGAACGUGACAACGCCGGUCGAGGUGGUCAACCUGGUCGAGGUCUACUCGGUCACGGGGCUGUGGAUGGGCUUCUGCAUCUUCUCGUGCAUCGCGCUCAGCGCCAGCGGGAUCCUCAGCGUCUUCUUCACUCACCUGGCCAGCGGGCCCGACGUGCUCGGGUACGCGUCGACGCUGGUGCGGGACUCGCGGUACAUCCAGAUGCCGCCCGAGACGGGACAGAUGGGCGGGGCGGACAUGACAGUCGAGAUGAGGGACAUGAGGGUCCGGUAUGGGUUCACGGGACAGAACUCCAAGGGGCAGGUGUGGGUGGGAGUUGGGCGGGAGAAGGAGACGAAGCGAAUAAGAGAUUACCUCGCACAAGACUAG